UUCAUAUGUGACACUUUAUCUUGUACAGUGGAGCGUUGCAGCAGAACUGUGCAUACGCUGAAAGGGCUAACCGGAAGUACUCUCCUGGCAUCAACCGUGACUUGACGCAGGCUGCUGGGGCGCCAGGCAGCAGCAGUAGCUGUCCCGUCAUCAGCUCACACCCAACGGGGCUGCAGCGCACCGCUCCUCCAGCGUGAACAUCAUGACACCCCGGUUCAAAACCGCAAUCUGAGCCGCACUGAGGAAAUCGGCGGAGGACUGUUAGUAACGGACGUGGAUACACACACACACACAUACAGACACACACUCAUGCACAUUUCCAUACACAUUAACACGCGCACACACAGGAUCGCUAAUAUUGCAGCGACCACCAGCACCAAGACCACCAGCAGCACAGCACAGACUGGAGCUGUGACCGAGGCGAACUCCACUGCUCCGUGGAAUUGCUCUCUUCGCCCCAGAGACGCGUCCCGCUCGGACCCCCGCUAAAGAAAUCCCUCCCCGCGAGUCGUUUCACGCCAAAAAAUGUCUUCGUCGGGCAAGGACGCCAACAGCGGGCAUUACGCCAACUAUGUGGGACCGUACCGCCUGGAGAAGACGCUGGGCAAAGGACAGACAGGUCUGGUGAAGCUGGGUGUCCACUGUGUCACAAACCAGAAAGUUGCCAUAAAGAUUGUCAACAGAGAAAAGCUCAGUGAGUCAGUUCUUAUGAAGGUGGAGCGGGAGAUAGCUAUUCUCAAACUCAUAGAGCAUCCUCACGUUUUAAAGCUGCACGACGUCUACGAAAAUAAGAAAUACCUAUAUCUGGUGCUAGAGCAUGUGUCUGGUGGGGAGCUUUUUGACUACCUGGUGAAGAAAGGCCGGUUAACACCAAAAGAAGCCCGGAAGUUCUUCAGACAAAUCAUCUCCGCUCUGGACUUCUGCCACAGCCACUCCAUAUGCCACAGAGAUUUGAAGCCCGAGAACUUGUUGUUAGAUGAGAAGAACAACAUCAGGAUAGCAGACUUUGGCAUGGCGUCUCUGCAGGUCGGGGACAGUCUGCUGGAGACCAGCUGCGGAUCUCCACACUACGCCUGCCCAGAGGUUAUCAGAGGGGAGAAGUAUGAUGGGAGGAAGGCCGAUGCGUGGAGCUGUGGAGUCAUCCUGUUUGCACUUUUAGUGGGCGCUCUUCCUUUUGAUGACGACAACCUGAGAAACCUGCUGGAGAAGGUGAAGCUGGGAGUUUUCCACAUGCCUCACUUUAUCCCUCCAGACUGUCAGAACCUUCUGCGUGGCAUGAUUGAAGUAGACCCCAUUAAGAGGCUGACGUUGGAGCAGAUCCAGAAGCAUACGUGGUAUCUAGCUGGAAAGAACGAGCCAGAACCCGAGCAGCCCAUCCCCAGGAAGGUGGCCAUCAGAACACUGGCUUCGGUUGAAGAGAUCGACCCCGACGUCCUGGAGAGCAUGCACUCCCUGGGCUGCUUCAGAGACAAGGACAAACUGACCAAAGAUCUGCUGUCUGAGGAUGACAACCAGGAAAAGAUGAUCUACUUCUUGCUACUGGACCGGAAGGAGAGGUAUCCCAGCCACGAGGACCAGAACCUGCCACCGCGCAACGAGAUCGCAGACCCUCCCAGGAAGCGUGUAGACUCACCCAUGCUGAGCCGUCACGGCAAGCGGAGGCCGGAGAGAAAGUCCAUGGAGGUGCUGAGCGUCACAGAGGGAGGGUCUCCUGUACCAGUGCGGCGAGCCAUCGACAUGGCCACGCACGGACAGAGCAAAUCUGUUUUCAGUAAGAGCUUGGAUAUCACAAACGCUAACUGCAGCAAGGAGGAAAGGUCACGGUCAAUCAGUGGAGCAUCCUCUGGUCUGUCCACCAGUCCUCUCAGCAGUCCCAGGGUGACUCCCCACCCCUCCCCCAGAGGGAGCCCUCUCCCAACCCCCAAAGGCACCCCAGUGCACACGCCCAAGGACAGCCCAGCUGGUACUCCCAGCCCGACACCACCACCCAGCCCUUCCAUUGGUGGCAUGCCCUGGAGGACGCGCCUCAACUCCAUCAAGAACAGCUUCCUCGGCUCACCGCGCUUCCACCGCAGGAAAAUGCAAGUUCCCACCCAGGAGGAUAUGUCCAGUCUCACCCCAGACUCCUCGCCAGAACUGGCUAAGAAGUCAUGGUUUGGAAACUUCAUUAAUCUGGAGAAGGAGGAGCAGAUCUUCAUAGUCAUCAGAGACAAACCUCUCAGCUCCAUAAAGGCCGAUAUUGUGCAUGCCUUCCUUUCUAUUCCCAGUCUGAGCCACAGCGUCAUCUCUCAGACCAGUUUCCGGGCAGAGUACAAGUCCACAGCUGGUCCGACGGUUUUCCAGAAGCCGGUGAAGUUCCAGGUGGACAUCACCUACACCGAGAGCACCAGCGCCACAAAGGAGAACGGCAUAUAUUCUGUCACCUUCACCUUGCUCUCAGGCCCUAGCCGACGCUUCAAGCGUGUGGUGGAGACCAUCCAGGCCCAGUUGCUCAGCUCCAACGACCAGCCUGGCAUCCAGCCGCAGAUAUCUGAUGGCUCUCAGCGCUCAGCUUCUUUGCCCAGUAAAUCCUCCAAGCGUGGCAGCCCGUUGAGUAACUUCUUUGACGUAAUUAAACAGCUUUUUUCAGACGAGAAGAACAUCCAAGCGUCCCACUCCCCCGGCGCCCCCGCCACGCCUAGCUCCCCCACCAAGCAUACCCCCAGCAGCAAGCCCAACCAGCCCCCACCUAAUGACUCUAAAUGCCCCCCUGGCAAAGACAAAACAAAGAUGGCUGCCAGCAGCAGGACACAGGAAGAACCUUAAGGAGCGGUAGCUGUGCAUGACUAAGAUGAAAGCAGUAAUCAGGUCAUUAAAUAAGAGAAAUUAGGAGAGCUGCUAACUUUGCCCUUUAGUUAGGAAUAAAACAAGAAGAUCUACUUUUUGCCUAUAAAUUUUGUACUUAAUAAUGGGAAUGGCUAUUUCAGUUUAAAAGUCGAUCAGUAUUUUACAAUAAGUAGCAGAUGUAGCUUCGUCGUCCCUACCUUGUGUCCCUCUCUAUGUGUCCUCCUCACAUGUGUGAUGGCUUGACUUGUCUCUGCCACCAGGGAUCAUCCAUAAUAACUAUUAACCUUGGCGAGACGGCUGACAGCGGCCUGCUAGGCCUGCCAGCACCGGGAGAGUUUGAAACGGAAGAAAACAUUGAGGACCACUUCCCUAGCCCACUUGAAUCCACUCCCCCCGCCCUAUAUCUUUGAGUCUCUUCCUGCUGCCGCAUCAGUAGAGUACACUUCACCCCACCAGACCAAACACGGACACGUCUUGGAAGAGUUGUAAAAAGAAAAAGAAAAAAAGCCUUAAGACAGUGACGUUUGUCAGUCUGCACACAUGUAUACCCUCUCCCUCUUUCUUCCAUUUCUCCUACAUGUACAUAAAAAAAUGCACCCACCACACAUACACCUCGGCAUAAACAACCUGUUCGCGUGAUGAACUUGAAAUCGAGAUGGGAUGCAGGAGCGAUGGAAGAAAGCAAAGGUGGACGGAUGGAUCAACAAACACUGGCUGGAUUGUAAUUUUUUUUAAAAUCAUAUUUCUUUGUGAGCAGCAGAUUCUUUUAGCUCACUCUGUGCUGUCUGUACAUGGGUUCUUGCAAUUAAAGACUGCCCAUAAAAGUAUGAUAAAGAGGGUUGGCGGUGGUAAUAUUAUAUAAAUGAAUGAUCUAUUCUGUUGUACAGACUAAACUGUGUCCCUGCUUUAUGUCAAAAAGUGUAGUAGUGGCAUUAUGUUUUAGAGUUUUUGCCAUAUUUUCUUUAGUAUUCCUGAACAGGCACGGCCACACCAGCAUUCGAAAUGUUUAAUUGUAACAGUAGAUGGAGCUCACAUACAGGAAGAGACCUGCAACCAAGGCUGUGGGGAGUCAUGAAAUAAUGCAACUGCUAGCGAUAAGGGCAAAACAACCUGUGUUAAUGUGAGGUACACGAAUAGUAAUCUAAAUGAGCUAGUUAACUAGCUGCAGAUUUGCUAGCUAAACUUAGUUUCUCACUUCAGAGGGAAGAGCCCAUUACAGUAAAAAAAAAAAUAGAAAAUACUCAAAAAGCUAUUUUGGAUUUAGCGUUAGCAAGUUCUUGCUAGCUAGUGCGUUGACCGUUAACAUUGCCCAGGAAAUUUUGCUGGUGUGACCAGGCCGUUUUGCUUAGUCGUCUCCUUUUUAUUUUGCACUUUGAACAUUUUUCUUGAGUUACACCAUUUCAGUGUGUUUUAAAUUUUCUCUUUUAUUCCCCAAGUUCUUUUAAAUUAUCUGCAGGUUUCAGACAAUAUUGAACUGCUGUGUAUAUUUUUGUACUUUACUGUAUUUUGUCAUUUUUUAAAUUAAUUUAUUAUUGUUUAUUUAUAUGAAAGAUGUAGAGAAUGUUUCUUAAUGUCAGAUUAUUUAAGGAUAUUUUUGUCAUGUUUAAUUUAUUUGACCACUGAGAAAUGAAAACAUUUGUGUGUUUGUUGCUUUUCCCUGGUUUUCGAUGCAAGAAACCUUGUAAUAUAUGUUUGGGAAAAUAAUUUACUGUAAUUUAAGAAUGUAGUUUUAGCCUCUUUGAGAGGAACAAACCCUUUGUUGAUGACUGUCCUUUUCCCAGACCCCAUGCCCCGUGCGCGUAUGAUGGCUCAGAACUCACCAAACACUCAUUCUGUAAAUAAGCCGAGUUUACUGGCAAGCUUAUUUAAAAAAGAAAAGAAAAAAACACAAAAAAACAAGGGGAUCCCUAUUCUUAGCUUUGACCUUGUAUGGUUGUUUGCAUGUUCAGCAUUUGUCUUUUCUUUGCAUGUUGUCGUUGGAAUUGUUCUCCUCUUCCCCUUUUCUCUACACAUUUCGGUUCUUUAUGUGCAUUCAUUUGAAUUUGCCUUUUUGUUUUUUUACAUUUUCAUUUAAUUUGCUGUCCUUUCUCUUUUUUGAUUACUGUGUGCACACAGUAACCGUGCAAUGCAUUCUCCUUACUCAUUCUCUCAAAGAGGGACCUUGCUGGCAAUUGGGUCACUCACUCAGCCCAUCUGAGUGGGUGUUGAGUUGUCAGAGAGAAAAAUUAAAGCAAUACCUUUCAUCAUUCGCUUUCCUCUUUUUCUACUGUGGGAAUCCAGAGCACACAGAAUGGACUCUUCGGUACUGAGCGCUACUACUGAGCAGGAUAACCAUUUGCAAUGUAUUCCCUUGUGAUGUUACUGUGAACAACUUCAGUGCUAAAGGAAAUAAAUCUGUUGACUUUGGAGAAGUA
Molecule: messenger RNA, 5240 nt
Organism: Oreochromis niloticus (Nile tilapia)
Lineage: Eukaryota; Metazoa; Chordata; Actinopteri; Cichliformes; Cichlidae
Product: serine/threonine-protein kinase BRSK2
Exons: 21
Coding region: 526-2805 (759 amino acids)
Biological process (GO): protein phosphorylation; intracellular signal transduction
Cellular component (GO): cytoplasm
Molecular function (GO): protein serine/threonine kinase activity; ATP binding
Source: RefSeq, a predicted model, not a curated record